AUGACAAACGAACUGUUGAAGUAUUUUGCCUCUGCCUUCGCUGUUUGCCGAAAGUUCGAGGGUGCCAGGGUGGAAAGCUUGGUGUUCAAGGUGCAGGUUUGGUCAUCCAGAAGGCCGGAGGUCGCCCAGCAUUCCCAUCUCACGGAGAGGGCGAACCACAGCCCCAUGGAGCCAUUCACACGUUUGGAAUUCCAAGUGUUCCGCUACAUUCAGGCGAUGAUAUUUGCGAUUCAAGAGAUUAACAGGAGUCCUGUUCUCCUUCCAAAUAUUACAUUGGGCUACAGGAUUUAUGAUUCGUGCAGUCUGCCUCGCUUCUCAGUGAAAGCGGCAUUCGACCUGAUCAACGGACUAGACCCAAUAUUUCCGCAGCUUUCAUGUAAUCCGCGCUCACUGGUCCCCGCCAUCGUGGCGGAAUCGGAAUCUUCGCUCUCUCUGGCUUUGGCGGCGUCAAUCGGUCCUUUGAAAGUUCCUAUGGUUAGCUAUUUCUCCACGUGUGCUUGUCUCAGCAACCGGCGAGAAUUCCCCUCAUUUUUUCGGACGAUCCCAAGUGAUUACUUCCAGAGCCACGCGUUGGCCCAACUUGUCAAGCGGUUUGGAUGGACAUGGAUUGGAACAGUGAGGAGCGACAACGAUUAUGGAAACUUUGGGAUGCAGGCCUUCACUGAGACGGUUCAGCAGCUUGGAGUUUGCAUUGCCUUCUCCGUGUCGUUCCACAGGACGUAUUCGAGAGAAAGGUUACUUCAUGUUACCCGAAUUAUUCGGACAGCAUCCACAAAAGUCGUGGUGGCAUUUCUCGCUCAAGGCGACAUGGCCAUUUUAUUAAGAGAAAUAGUUCGACAAAACAUUUCUGGUAUCCAAUGGGUGGGCAGUGAGGCGUGGAUCGCAACUUCGCUUCUAUCUCCAGAAGAGAACAAAAGAUUCGUCACUGGGGCCAUCGGGGUUGCGAUACUUUGUUCCAACAGCUGUAUUCCUGGGACAAGAAAAGCAGCUCGAAAGGGACAGCCUAUUUGUUGCUUUGAUUGCAUCCCAUGUGCCCAAGGGGCGAUCAGUAACAUCACAGAUUCAAUUGAGUGUAUGAGGUGCCCCAGCGAUUCCUGGUCCAACGACCGACAAGACCAAUGCAUAAACAAGCGUUUUGACUUUCUCUCAUUUACCGAGGUGAUGGGGAUUGUUCUGACCACGCUGGCGUUGAUCGGAACUUGCUUCACUGCCACAAUUGGUGGCAUUUUCUUGUUUCACAAAGACACUCCGAUCGUGAAGGCAAACAAUGCGGAGCUCAGCUUCCUUCUUCUCCUCGCAUUGAGUCUUUGCUUCCUCUGUUCAAUCACAUUCAUUGGCCAGCCGUCGGCGUGGUCCUGUAUGUUACGCCACACAAUGUUUGGCGUUACUUUUGUUCUCUGCGUCUCCUGUGUUUUGGGCAAAACUGUUGUUGUGGUGAUGGCAUUUCAGGCAAAACUACCCAGCAAUAAUGUGGCCAAGAGGUUUGGUCCCCGACAACAACGCCUGAUCGUCUUUCUUCUCACACUGCUACAGUGCUUAAUAUGUACCGUCUGGCUCAUCAAAUCCCCACCCCUCCCCGUCAAAAACAUGGCCUAUUCGAAUGAGGUGGUCCUUCUGGAAUGUGAUGUGGGAUCAGAAUUAGCAUUUUACUGCGUCCUGGGUUAUAUUGGCUGCCUGUCAUUGGUUUGCUUUGCCGUUGCCUUUUUGGCACGAAACUUACCGGACAAUUUCAAUGAGGCAAAAUACAUAACAUUUAGUAUGCUGUUAUUCUGCGCUGUUUGGAUAUCUUUCAUUCCAGCUUAUGUCAGUUCUCCCGGGAAAUUCACUGUGGCAGUGGAAGUGUUUGCCAUUUUGGCUUCCAGUUUCGGCUUACUUUUCUGUAUCUUUGCUCCUAAAUGUUACAUCAUAUUGUUAAAGCCGGAGAGAAAUACAAAGAAAUAUUUGAUGGGGAAAUUGUCUUCCUAA
Messenger RNA from Hypanus sabinus (Atlantic stingray), 1965 nucleotides. RefSeq names its product extracellular calcium-sensing receptor-like. Gene Ontology annotation, molecular function: G protein-coupled receptor activity. Lineage: Eukaryota; Metazoa; Chordata; Chondrichthyes; Myliobatiformes; Dasyatidae. The record is from RefSeq and is a predicted model, not a curated record. Gene Ontology annotation, biological process: G protein-coupled receptor signaling pathway. Bases 1 to 1965 code for a protein of 654 amino acids. Gene Ontology annotation, cellular component: membrane. The transcript is spliced from 6 exons.